AUGCCCCCACGUGCGGUGCCCAUCGACCUCGCCACCCAAUAUCUGGGUUGCUGGGAAGACCGGUCGCUUAACGGUGCUGAAGAUGUGCUUACCAAUCCAGACUGGGACAUGGGCCCUUUUGCUUCUGUGCAUGUCGACCCUGCUCGAUACCAGGACGGGGUCAUCCAUUUUUUGGACAUUGUUGGUGAUGACGUUUCGGCUUUUCUUGUGGAUUUUUCUCGUUUGCUUGUGGAUAACGAUGCGUCUCGGACUGCGGAGGGUGCUGCUGUCUCCGCUCAUCAUGCGACGAAUGCGGAACUAUCCUUAGCUCUGGCAGCGUCCCGACCGAUGAACUCUGUCGCGUACAGCACUCGUGCUACGCGAUGGGGGCCACGUCACGGCACGAUCGGGUCUACUGUGGGUGGCCCACCUGUCGCUUAUUUUUGGUUUUUCCUGCUCCUUCUUCUCGGUCAGAUGUUCCUCAACCGGUAG
This is a messenger RNA of Peronospora matthiolae, 471 nucleotides long. NCBI's taxonomy places the organism in Eukaryota, Oomycota, Peronosporomycetes, Peronosporales, Peronosporaceae. The record is from the annotation of a GenBank genome assembly.